Molecule: messenger RNA, 786 nt
Organism: Acaulospora colombiana
Lineage: Eukaryota; Fungi; Glomeromycota; Glomeromycetes; Diversisporales; Acaulosporaceae
Source: the annotation of a GenBank genome assembly
AUGGCGGAGCGUUCUGGAGCAUCAGGCAUCAUAGACGGUGUGUUUGUCGUUCCUCGUCUACUCAAAAGGCGUUCUGACGGUUGUGCCUUUGGGCUCUAUUCAUAUGUAGUUUUCUUGGACAAUGUGGAUGGAAUUCCUUCAGGAAAAGCUUCUAUAGAAUUCUAUUCUGUCUCUGAAGCUCAACGUGCGGCUACUCUCUUGAACAAUGCGCAAAUUUCUGCAAUCCCUGUUCGCGUCGUGGGAUUCGAACAUGCGCGAAAUCCCACAUACUCAAAGAAAAAGAGGCUUACCGUUGAGGAUAUACGAACGACACCUAAAGCGCCCGCGACGACGGUGAUUUUUGGACUCCCCAAGGACUUUCUUGUCAAGGAUGUCGAUAAAUUCCUCUACAACUAUCGCUUGAAUCUCUUUGGUUCCCCAGAGGAGGCACUUGUGCAACUUUAUUCAAACGGCUACAAGUCUCGUUGGGCUAUACAUCUAUCCUCAUUAGCAGAUGCUUAUCGUCUUGUACGACAUAUUCACCUGCAACGAUUUUCACUUGGAGACAGGGCGGAUACUCUGCUGGGCGCCAGAGUAUUUGCCUCAGUGACUCCAAAAGGACGUGGAGGUGCUCUGAUAAAGUGGUUGGUGCCAAAGACUUCCGGCAGUCAUUCACAUGGGUCAGUAACCGAGCUAUGCCAAUUGGGCAUAGACGUGCAUGAUAAUGAUUGUAAUAAUGAUAGAUACAAUACUCUGGCGCCCAGCAGAGUAUCCGCCCUGUCUCCAAGUGAAAAUCGUUGCAGGUGA